CUCCCCCUCCCUCUCUCCUCUUCUCUCUUCUCUCUCUCUCUGACCAAAUGGAGAAAGCAGCAGCGGAGGGAUCCAUGGCGGCCGAGCGCGACCCGGAGAGGUCGCAGCACCACCUCACAGUCCCCUCCGGGUUGACUCAGUCCGAGUUCGAGGAGUUGAAGCCGAGCGUGGCCGAGUUCCACACGUACCGGGUAGGCCCGGGGUAUUGUUCCUCGCUACUGGCGCAGCGAGUCCACGCGCCGCUGGAGACGGUGUGGAGGGUGGUGCGGCGGUUCGACCGGCCGCAGACUUACAAGCACUUCAUCCGGAGCUGCACGGUCAGAGAAGGGUUUGUAAUGAGCGUGGGAUGCACGAGGGAGGUGAAUGUAAUUUCGGGGCUACCAGCGGCGACGAGCACGGAGAGGCUGGACUUGCUGGACGAUGACCGACACGUCACCGGGUUCAGUAUUACAGGGGGAGAGCACCGGCUGAGGAAUUACCGGUCGGUGACCACCGUGCAUGGGUUCGAGCGCGACGGGAGGAUCUGCACGGUCGUUUUGGAAUCGUAUGCGGUGGAUGUGCCGGAGGGGAAUAGCGAAGAGGAAACGCGACUGUUCGCCGAUACGGUGGUCAGGUUGAAUCUGCAGAAGCUGGCGUCGGUCACGGAAGCCAUGGCCCGUGACGGUGACGCUAAUUUCCAGGUCUGAUCUAUGCGAGAGACGCAAAAAAAAAAAGUCACAGUUUUUGUUUGGCGUUUGUUUUGGGCAUUCUAUUUUGUUUUCCUUGUUGCUUUAAUUUUGUAAGUAUCCUCCUGCUUAUUUUUUUUGUUGAGUCACGAAAAUGUCCUUGAUUUUAAUGGAUUGACCGGAAUGCCAUGGUUGGGGAAUUCGGAAUUGUCAGCGGCAUUCCAGUCUAUAUGUACAGUUUGAGGACGCAUGUGAAUAUUUUGGAUUCAGCAAUUACUCCAAACGUGUUAUUCCAUCGUAGUUUUGCAAUAUACAUU
Rosa chinensis is the source of this 982-nucleotide messenger RNA. RefSeq names its product abscisic acid receptor PYR1. Bases 48 to 686 code for a protein of 212 amino acids. Gene Ontology annotation, cellular component: nucleus; cytoplasm. Lineage: Eukaryota; Viridiplantae; Streptophyta; Magnoliopsida; Rosales; Rosaceae. The transcript has a single exon. The record is from RefSeq and is a predicted model, not a curated record. Gene Ontology annotation, molecular function: abscisic acid binding; signaling receptor activity; protein phosphatase inhibitor activity. Gene Ontology annotation, biological process: abscisic acid-activated signaling pathway.